AGUGUUUCUACUGUUUCGUUUUUAUGGGACGUGGUGAUCGGGGGGUCGGGGUGGAAGGUCAGCAUUCGUCGAGGAAAUUCACGCGAAGAGAAAGGGAAUAUUUAUGAAGUCAAUGCUUUGUCUCACUUGAUUAGCGAACUUAGUUGAGAAUGGAGUUGCUGCGGAGUUCGGGCCAUCAUGAGCGAGAACAUUGGAAAAUCGCUCAUGAAAGCACUAUAGGACUUAGAGCUUCGUGGGUGCUUCAGAAUAUACGGGCGUGUAUGUAUUUGUAAAGCAUUGACGUUAGUGAUAUUUAGUUAACUAAAAGGCUUAACUUAAAGACAAGAGUUCGCUAGCUAAGUAGUAUUGCGUUUUGCAGAGCUAGACUAGCUUACUAUUAACUGUUUGUUUGUUUUGGUGUAACGUUAACCUUGCAAACUUAGCUGUUCAUUUUUAAAUGCCUAACUGUUACACGACUGAACCGGUCGCAGAAUAUAGCUAGCAUAUAACACACCAGACCUGUUCACAAGAGAUUAGCUAUUUAGUCUAACAUUAACGUUACUUCGUAUAUCUUGAACAGUCCCAUAUUUAUGAGAGGGGGGUUGCCUUAGCUACUUAGCUGCUAACUAGCAAUUUCCGUUUUCUUCCGCUGCACCAUUGAUUAGCAUUGAUGGAAAAUCGCAAUAAUAAUAGCUUGCUAGUUAGCGUUACAUGCAUAUGGUUGGCAUUUAUAUCGGUUCGACAGGUUAAAUCAUAACUGAUUUCUUUCUUAUGCCAAUACCACUGUUGAUAACGGUGAUAUUGUUGACUUUGUCGCCGCAUAAGUAGCACGAUGGCUAACGUUAGCUGGCUAACCAUUAUCGAAACACUUAGCUGGCCAAAUAACUGUUACUCUUUGUAGAACAAAACUAUAACAUGUUUAUAGCCAGUCUAAGUAGUUAAGUGUUAUCGGUGCAGGAUCAUCGAUUCGCCAAUCAGCUAUACGUUACUUUGAAGAAAAGCUCCAAACAUUUAGAAAAAGACCAGUCAGAAGGUUAUGCGAAUAGCUAACCUCGCUGGCUAACGUCGUUAGGCUGGUUGUUUGAUUUUGCUGGGGCAGUGUGCAAAGCUAUCGCAAACUUGGCCUCAUUGAGUUUGGAACUAUCUGACUGGGAGGAGAGAGGGUCUCGGGGUGAACACACGCUUAUGUUGAUAUGUGGGUGAUUCUGAAAACGCUGUUCUACCUGGGCCUCGGGAGUUGGGUGCUUGGCCGUGGGACUCGGGCCAUGUCAGCGGAGGAGAAGACCACCAUCAGGGGCCAGGUCCUGGAGAUGUUCGAACACGCGUACGGAAGCUACAUGAAAUAUGCCUAUCCCGCGGACGAGUUGAUGCCCCUGAGCUGCAGGGGGCGAGUGAGGGGGCAGGAGCCAAACCGCGGGGACAUCGACGACUCCCUGGGCAAAUUCUCCCUCACGCUGAUUGACACCCUGGACACCCUCGUGGUGCUGAACAAGCUGGAGGAGUUUGAGGAGGCAGUGAGGAAGACUGUGAGCGAGGUCAGGCUGGACAACGACGUGGUGGUGUCCGUGUUCGAGACCAACAUCCGCGUGCUGGGUGGCCUGUUGGGGGCGCAUGUGAUGGCGGAUCUGCUCCGUGGGAGGGGCGAGAGGAUGCAGUGGUACCAAGAUGAGCUUCUCCACAUGGCAAAGGACCUGGGCCAUCGUCUCCUGCCUGCCUUCAACACCACCAGCGGCCUGCCUUACCCACGGGUGAACCUGCGCUAUGGGGUCCUGAACCCGCUCUCCCGUACGGGCACUGAGUCGGACACCUGCACGGCCUGCGCGGGGACCAUGAUCCUGGAGUUCGCUGCGCUCAGCCGGCUGUCUGGGGAGGCCGUGUUUGAGGAACACGCCAGGAAGGCCCUGGACGUUCUGUGGGAGAAGAGACAGAGAGGAAGCGACCUCGUUGGCACAGUCAUCAACAUCCACAAUGGGGACUGGGUCCGCAGGGACAGCGGGGUGGGUGCUGGGAUCGACUCCUACUAUGAGUACCUGAUGAAGGCCUACAUCCUGCUGGGAGACAGUGUGUACCUGGAGCGCUUCAACACUCACUACAGCGCCAUCAUGAAGUACAUCAGCCAGCCGCCCCUGCUGCUCAGCGUGCACAUGCACAACCCCACCGUCAGCGUCCGCGGCUGGAUGGACUCUCUCCUGGCCUUCUUCCCCGGGCUGCAGGUGCUGAGAGGGGACCUGAAGCCUGCCAUUGAGACCCACGAGAUGCUCUACCAGGUCACCAAGCAACACAAGUUUCUGCCCGAGGCGUUCACCACAGAGUUCAGAGUUCACUGGGGUCAGCACCCGCUGCGACCAGAGUUCGCCGAGAGCACCUACUUCCUGUACAAGGCCACAGGAGACCCCUAUUACCUCAAAGUGGGCCAGUCCAUCGUGGAGAAGCUGAACACGCACGCCAGGGUGCCCUGCGGGUUUGCUGCAGUGCAGGACGUUCGCACUGGGACCCACGAGGACAGAAUGGACUCCUUCUUCCUGGCGGAGAUGUUUAAGUACCUGUACCUGCUGUUCUCUGAGAAGAGCCAGCUGCCCUUCGACAUCGACGACUACAUCUUCACCACCGAGGCCCACCUGCUGCCCAUGUCCCUGUCAAUCACCCAGCCGCCCUGUCAGGGCAACGGCACGGAACCUCGCACUGCUCUGGAGGAGGAUCUGUUCACCCACUCCUGCCCCAGUGCUCAGACCCUCUUCCCAAACAACCCCUCCUUCGCCAAAACCAUCCGGGACGGCUACAAGUACCUCAAUGGAGUGGGCCGGCCCCAGCGGGUGUCAAGCAUCAGGGGGAUCGAGCUCCCACUGCAUGAUAACGGCAUGGAGCCUGUGGAGUUUCUGAAGAGCAUGGGCAUCUCCCUCACGCAACUGAACGAGGCGGGAGGGGCACAGCUGGACUCUUCGGGUCCAAAGGGUGUGUACCGGGUGAAGCUGAUCGCAGAGGUGAGCCAGACAACUGAGGAAGAGGAGGUGCUGCCUCUUAUUGUCCAAGUCAUCUCACCCCCGUUUCUGGGAAGAAUAGUACUGACUGCUGGGCCUGCCAAGUUUGGAAUGGACCUUACCAAACAAGAGAAUGGGGUGAAGGGCAGUAUUGUGAAGAGCGCCCCCUACAGCGCGUGCGGCCCCAUCGAGAACCCGGCUGAGCUGAGGGGGAGCAUCGCCCUGGCGCUCCGAGGGGACUGCAUGUUCGCCGCCAAGGCCCGCCGCCUGCAGGGGGCAGGGGCCAUCGGGGUCAUCUUCGUCGACCACAAGGAGGGGAGCAGCAGUGAGGCCACGCCCCUGUUCCAGAUGGUGGGGGACGGGGGCCCCACCUCUGACAUCACCGUGCCGCUGGUGUUCCUGUUCAGCCGCGAGGCGGCCGCGCUGACCACUGCCCUGGAGGAGCACCGCCAUGUGGAGGUGCUGCUGCUGCCCAAAGAGAAACCACCCGCAGAAAAGCCCAUUGGCAUGAACAUCCAGAUCCACCUGGCCAAAGAGGGAGAGGUCCAGGCCCGGCAGGGUAAGGGCACCACCAUCCAGCUCCUGCUGCAGCCCGGCGAUGAGGAUGACGAGGAGGAAGAGCCAGAGGCGGGAGGAAACCUCCCCACGGGGGGCCACUGUGUCUCCACGGCGACCGAGGAGCAGGCCCCUCCCCCGCAGCCGUGUGCGGACGCACAGACCCCGCCCCCGACCCCCGACCCCUCCCCCGCGGACCCGGAGAGCGACCCCUGAGUGGCUGGAACUGUACUUUACCCACAAUCCCCCGGGAAACAGGCAGGUCCUCCCACCAACCCCUGGGGCGGGGUGAGGGGCAAGGGGCAGCGUCUGGGGCCAAAGAGCGCCAAAACCAUCGCCCCUGUGAGAUAUCGACGGCUCUCUUUACCAAGCGGGGACGCAAACACACACGAGAGAAACACAAAAACGUAUGCUGACCUCACGCCUUCCCUGAACGGGGAGGCUUUCUUAUAGUUAUAGUUAUUAAAAAUUGUGUAUUAAUAUAUUGAGCUGGGAGAGGGGCCAGGCGGUGCAAGCAGGCGGGUCUGAACUGCCAUCGGAGGCCCCUACUUGCAGUGCUGUAACCUGAGGGUAGCUUAGCCAAACUAUUACAAGCAAGAAGAUGCCUAUUCACGUACCGUUUAAACAUUGCCGAAGAGACAGUGGGGUGGGGUGUGGAGGGGUGAGUUAUUAAUAACGUAAUUACUUUUAUUAUUUGGGGCGGGGCUGGGGCAGGUUGUUCAUUUUCAGACUCAUUUAGCGAGGCUGGAUGGGUCUCUCCACGGACUGGAGAGGAGACGCAGCGUCGCCUGUAAAAGGGGGCGGUUGCGUGAAGCGGGUCGGCGCUUCUGGAGGGGCCCGGGCAGUGUGAGGACCCGGUGGGGACCGGGCGGGGCGCUCCGGGGGCGGGGCGGUGAGCCACACGGAGCAGUAUCCCGCUUUCUGACACGCUCCUGCCGAUGGGCCAACUUUGUAAACUGCGUGCGGCCGGGUCUCUCCUGCGCCAGACCAUCAGGGAAAUCCAGCGUUGUGAACUUGAAUGUGGGGCACACCAGUCUCGAGUCUUUUUGCUUCGCCGUCACACUACAUAUUCAGUCACCACUCACCAGACACCAGCCGUUCGAGAGCGCCGGCCCGCAUCGCAUCACACACACCACAUCACACAUCACAUCGCAUCACACACACCACAUCACACACACCACAUCA
This is a messenger RNA of Conger conger (European conger), 4697 nucleotides long. Its product is annotated as ER degradation-enhancing alpha-mannosidase-like protein 3. The record is from RefSeq and is a predicted model, not a curated record. Gene Ontology annotation, biological process: endoplasmic reticulum mannose trimming; mannose trimming involved in glycoprotein ERAD pathway; carbohydrate metabolic process. Lineage: Eukaryota; Metazoa; Chordata; Actinopteri; Anguilliformes; Congridae. Gene Ontology annotation, molecular function: mannosyl-oligosaccharide 1,2-alpha-mannosidase activity; calcium ion binding. The coding region runs from base 1173 to 3728 and encodes 851 amino acids. The transcript is spliced from 20 exons. Gene Ontology annotation, cellular component: membrane; endoplasmic reticulum.